GGAGGCAGCCUCGGACUCUGCACCCUCAGGUGCGCGGCGCCUCCCGGCCCAGCCGCUCCAUGGAAGGGGCCGAGUCCCCGCCGCCGGGAGAGGAGCUGGAGCUUUCGGUGCUCGAGGGGCAGCCGGACGAGCAGACGCCUCUCAAUGGAGACGUCCAGGCCAUCCCUGUGGCCGACGGUCCCUGCCCAGCACAGGCUAACAGGGAAAGCACCUGGAGCUCCCGUAGUAAGAAUUUGUGUGGAAAGUAUAAACCGUGGAAGGUCAUCGUCUCCAUUUUUGUAGGUUUCGCUAUAGUGAUCAUCAUAGGCUUAUCGCUCCAUGGAGUAACUUAUGUUGAUGAAGAUGAAAAUGAAAUACUUGAAUUAUCAUCAAAUAAAACAUUCUUGGUCAUGCUAAAGAUUCCAGAGGAGUGUGUUACUGAAGAGGAAUUGCCUCAUCUGCUCACCAAAAGGCUCACAGAUGUGUACAGUACAUCGCCGGCUCUGAGUCGUUAUUUUACUUCUGUUGAAAUAGCGGACUUCAGUGGUGAAAACAGCACAGUGACCUACCACUUGCAGUUCAGGGUUCCAUCAGAUAAUGACAGUUUUAUGAAGUAUAUGAUGAGUGAAGAGUUGGUGCUGGGCAUUUUGCUACAGGAUUUCCAUGAUCAGAGCAUACCUGGUUGUGAGAGUCUGGGGCUCGAUCCAGAAUCCCUUUUGCUGUACGAAUGAAGUGGUGGAGGUCGGUCCAUGUCCGGAAGCAGUGCUCCACUGAGUUUUGGAGAUGAAGAGCAUUCUUUCUGUUUUACUGAAAAAAUCCUGUGGAUCAAUAGAGAAGAACCCAGCAAUGACCAGAGGGGUGGAGACUGGGCCUUUCUCUCCCGAUUCUGCACAGUUACAAAGUCUGGCUCCAUGUCCAGAGAAACCGCUCUCCACAGCAUUUGAGGUCACUGCUAUUCUUGAAGCACCAGCCACCUCUGCCCACACGUGGGCACUUUCUCUUUACGGCGGGGGUGGUGCACUGCCCCCUUUAGGCAGGGUCCUCUUAGCAAGCACUGCUGGAGCAGGGCGGGGCAGGCAGCCAGGUGAGGGAGAUUGAGCCAGUCACUCACUGAAACCCCCCUCCUCCCUCCCACCAUUAUAUUAGCUCUACCUCUAAGCCAGGCCGUGAGGACAGGGAAAGCACUUUAUAAGACCCGAGCAGCAUAGCUGUGUGUCUACUUCCAUGACCCGUGUAAGACACCUGGGUAUCUUAGCAAAACAGCCUUAGGCAUAUCAACCUAAUGUUACUGUGAUAUAGAUAUAUGUGUGUGUGUAUAUAUUUGUGUAUAUGUCUAUAGCUACAGGAAGAAGAUGUACGUUUCUUAAUUAUUUUGCAUCUCCUCAUUGUUCCUGUGAUUCCUGAGCACCUGUUUUGGAAACAUGAGUCCCUUUUAGAUUUGAACAUACUACUGUCAUUUGGAUAGUCACCCCGUAUUUUUGUAAACUUCCAUCAGAGUUCACGAAGACUGUUUAACAUCUGCUGUGGAUAUUACACAUUGGCUCUUUACUGCCCAGAGUCCUUAGGUAUUGAUUGUGUAUCUUAUCACAGAUGGUUGGGAUACAGGAAGAACCACUCUCCUUUGGAAAUAAUCCCUUGGAAGCUUAAGACAAGAUCAUUUGGGAGCUAGGAGGAAUAUUAUUGACUGUAUGGGUUGUCUGUGGAUAUAGAAUUGCCUGUCACGAGGGAAUAGAGUAUUUGUUUUAUCGGGAAAAUUGCUUUGUUGAGAAUUUACCAAGAGAAAGAGUUUUGUGGUUAUACAGUGAGCGACUCUUAGCCCCGAUCUCUCAGUUAAAUUAGCUGAGGGAGGAAGUCCGUGUGAGGGCAGCUGUGUGAGGUGUGUGGCAGAUUGUUUAUCACAGGCUAGAUUUGACUUGAGCUCCUUAUGCCCCAGGACUGAAUAAUGUGAAUUCACUUUUUUAUCUAACUAGAAGAUAUAUGUACUGUAGCAUAUUGUCUCAUUUUAAAGAUAGUUCCUUAAACUAGUGACACUAGUGGAUUUCCCUUCUUCCUCUUUUAUUUUUUACAUGUCAAAUGUGAGCCUUAGUGCCUUAGAGCCUUUCUUAUUUUUAGAAAAUAAUGGAGAAUUUUAACGGAGAAUGAUUUAAAAACAUGUACAAUAAAUUCUUUUUGCAUCUGCA
Molecule: messenger RNA, 2159 nt
Organism: Microcebus murinus (gray mouse lemur)
Lineage: Eukaryota; Metazoa; Chordata; Mammalia; Primates; Cheirogaleidae
Gene: C1H3orf52
Product: chromosome 1 C3orf52 homolog
Source: RefSeq, a predicted model, not a curated record